Molecule: messenger RNA, 192 nt
Organism: Ambispora leptoticha
Lineage: Eukaryota; Fungi; Glomeromycota; Glomeromycetes; Archaeosporales; Ambisporaceae
Source: the annotation of a GenBank genome assembly
AUGAAUAGAAUGCGAACUGAAACAGAAUGGAGAAGACAAGAAUCUGUAAGAAGUCACAAAUCCAAAUAUUCCAAUGAAACUGAGACUCUCUGGAUUGAAUUUAUCAUCCUAUUUAACGAGAGAAGAAAGAGGGAAGGACACUCUCCUAUAAAAAUGUAUAAUGUCUUAUCUGAAGAGAUAGAGCUCAUUUAG